This is a messenger RNA of Vidua macroura (Pin-tailed whydah), 1967 nucleotides long. It is a transcript of the gene DNAJC24, whose product is annotated as DnaJ heat shock protein family (Hsp40) member C24. Gene Ontology annotation, molecular function: ATPase activator activity; ferrous iron binding. The transcript is spliced from 5 exons. Lineage: Eukaryota; Metazoa; Chordata; Aves; Passeriformes; Viduidae. The record is from RefSeq and is a predicted model, not a curated record. Gene Ontology annotation, biological process: positive regulation of ATP-dependent activity. The coding region runs from base 209 to 649 and encodes 146 amino acids.
CACCGAAGAAGCUGCGUGAAGCUCAAGCACUGCCAUUCUAUUACUGACACUGAGUCUCCUGCUUUGUUUUUGUUUUUUGUUUUUUUCUUUCUGGGUCAUUAAGUUGAUGAAAGAUGGCCAAAAUUGAAAGCCACACUUCUGGGCUGUGCUUUCCUUGAUUUGAUUUUCUAGCGCAGUGCUGAGGAAGGGAUUGCAAAUCCUCCAGGCCAUGGCCGUGGGAAGGGUGAAGCAGAAGGACUGGUACAAGAUCCUGGGGGCGCAACCUUCGGACAGCCCAGCAGAGCUGAAACGGAAAUACCAAAAACUUGCUUUGCUGCAUCACCCCGACAAACGGGCGGCAGAUGCGGCGGCGGGAGACGCGGAGGAGCGCGCGCAGCGGUUCAUCGAGAUCGGCCAAGCGUGGAAAAUUCUAGGGAACGAGGAGACAAAAAAAGAGUAUGACCUGCAGCAGCGUGGAGAUGACCUGACAAAAGAAUGGCCACUUCAUGAACAGAUUUAUCUUGAGGACAUGUCCUGGAAUGAAGAUGAACAAGUCUACACUCUGUCCUGUCGAUGUGGUGGGAAUUACAGUGUCUCCAGGAGUGAAACCAAAGAUGUAUCUCUGGUUUGCUGUGACACGUGUUCACUUGUUAUCGAGAUCCUGCAAUGAUUGCUUCAAUCAGGCACAUUGAGCGUUACAAACUUUUCAAAAGCCUGGACAAACAAGUGACAGCACCUGCUAAAGAAAUGUACAUUAAAGAAAAGGGGGGCACUGCAAGAACAGGUUCAUGCAGGGUUAAAAAUGACAAGUGCCCCUUUGCUCACACAGCUCUGCAGACAUGAGGCUGGGAUUCUCCUCCUGCAGCUAAAGAGCUCAUUAUUCAACACCUCCAGCCCAGAACAUGAGUUCUGUACGACUGCAAUGUAUCUCCUGAUCUAAACGUUUCUUUCCCAGCAAGCAACAGAGUAGCUUCUUCCAAUUUCAGUCUGAAGCAGCUCUACCUUGGGCCCUUCUUAGGUUAAAUCCUUUUAACAGCUCAGAUGACAAAAUUCAAUCAGGAGGCAGAGAUGUGAGAACACUUUGAAGAGAAUGAAGAGCAAGGUUCAGCAGUGGGAAACACGAACAUUUUCUAUUUGUAAGCUAAAUAUUUAAGGUCAUUAAAUCCUCUCAAGGACUGGAGCCUAGGAGGAGGAGGCAGAGGCUGGCAGCUGGAAGCAGUGGCUGUCCCUGCCCUGUGACAGUGGCACCACCUGGGCAGCCUGGAGCAGGAGCACGUGUUGAGCUGAGGCUCUCCACGGCAGAAGAAGUGGAGGCAUCACUCCUGAGAGGAAAGCUAAUGGGGAAGCUGUGCUCUGACCCCACUGGGCAGUCAGAGGAAACCCCACAGCACUCCUGGCAGUGACCAGCAGGACACUGGGGCUGUGUUCAGUGCCAGCCCUGGCACCACCCGCGGAUGGCAGGCACGUCAUUUUUGCUGAUGACACAAGUGUAUCAUUCCCACUCUGAAGUUAGGUGUAAUCUCAGAAAGAGACAUCUUUCUCAAGUCAUAUUUGUGUUUAUUCUAAACAAAAAUAGUUCCAUUCGUUUUAGUAGAAAAUACUAUGAAAACUGUCAGUAGUAGCUCAAGUCUUUUAAUCAUCAAGAAAUCUGUGGCCAUUGGGGCUUGCACGUAGAAAUCCAAAGUCAUUCAGAGGCCAUAUCUGUAAAAUAAAGCACAGUUACAAGAGAUUUCAAUCACAAUCCAAAGUUCAGUGUUUUCAUUUGUUACUGGAAUCGUUUCAUAAACAUGAUGAUUAUUUCUCUUUUUGGUAAAGAACUUUGCUCACUGAUGUGCUUCUCUUACUAGCAGUAAUAAAUCCUGUAUAUUACAGGGAACCAUUCCAUAGUGUGAAUUUUACAAUUUAUACAGGAGAUAUGCUUUGCUAUGGAGAGCCUCAUUAAUUCCAUUGCUUUUCUCACCCUUGGAAAUAAAUAUGUUCCUAAAGAG